AUUAUAUUUCUGAUAAUGAUAUUUUUAUUGGUGUCUAUAAUAAAGAAAGUAGUAGUGAUAAAGAAGAAGAUAAUUUACAAGAAAUUAAUAAUGAUGAAGAAUAUAUUGUUCUUAAUACAGUUAAUGCAAAUAAUACUAAAUGGAUUUCAGUUUAUUAUUCAUUUAAAUGUUUUAUUAUACUAAAAUCUGUUAUUAUUAUGCUUAAAGAAACUUUACUUCAAGAUAUAAAUACUAGAUUUAAACAAGAAGAAGAAUUAUUAGAAGAUCUAAUUUCAACUAUUUAUAAAUAG
This is a messenger RNA of Racocetra fulgida, 290 nucleotides long. The record is from the annotation of a GenBank genome assembly. Lineage: Eukaryota; Fungi; Glomeromycota; Glomeromycetes; Diversisporales; Gigasporaceae.